Molecule: messenger RNA, 1629 nt
Organism: Ziziphus jujuba (common jujube)
Lineage: Eukaryota; Viridiplantae; Streptophyta; Magnoliopsida; Rosales; Rhamnaceae
Exons: 4
Coding region: 334-1413 (359 amino acids)
Source: RefSeq, a predicted model, not a curated record
ACCUAGAAAGCUAAAGGCCAUUCGCUCUAUAUCUCUCUCUCUCUCUCUCUCUUGCACGAUCUCUAAUAUCUUUAUCCAACUCUAUAGUACAUGCACUUUAGCCCUCAAAAAGAUUCCUACCAUUUAAGUUCCGAUAGGACUUAUAUAUAUUGGCCUAUAUAUAUAUAUAUGGGGAAGAAUUAACAAGGCAGAUCAUGGAGGAAAUUAACAUUUCUUUUCUUAUGGAUAAAUAAUGUGUCUGUGAGUGUAUAUAUAUAUAUAGAGAGAGAGAGAGAGAGAGAAAGAGAGAGAGAGAGGGGGAAGAGAAAUAUUGAAGAAAGUGCUGAAGAGAAAAUGCUGUGCAAAUCAGGUAUUAAUGGUGAGGAGGUUGAUCUACAUCAUCAGAAAGGAAAUUACAUUUACAGAACUCGGGUGAUGAUGUUGGCACUGACGUUUAUGGGGUUUGCGGUGGCUUGCUUUGUGCUUUCUAAUUCAUUGCCCAGACCUUACAUGAUCAGUAAAAUCUUUGCAACUGACAGUGCCUUUAGAUCGGGCAUCAACAAGACUUCAUUAGACAUAGUUCUAAAAAAUGCUUCAAUGAAGGACAAAACUGUGAUUAUAACAACCUUAAAUGAUGCGUGGGCGAAGCCAAAUUCAAUAUUUGAUUUGUUUCUUGAGAGCUUUCACAUAGGAAAAAAUACGCAGAGGCUGUUGAAUCAUUUAGUUGUAAUCUGCUUGGAUGAGAAGGCUUUCAGUCGCUGCCUAGCUUUACAUCCACAUUGUUAUCAACUCCACACCAAAUUCAAUUUUUCUCGUGAUGCAUUUUUUAUGACUCCGGACUACUUAGAAAUGAUGUGGGGGAGGAUUAAGUUUCUGGCUGUUGUUCUUGAGAUGGGAUACAACUUUGUGUUCACGGAUACUGAUAUAAUGUGGCUACGAGAUCCAUUUCCACGAUUUUAUCCGCACGCAGAUUUCCAAAUUGCAUGUGAUUUCUUCUUUGGAAAUUCUUAUAAUGUAAAUAACAGACCAAAUGGAGGAUUUGCUUAUGUGAAAUCUAACAGCAAAACAAUUCAAUUUUACAAUUUCUGGUUCUACUCCAGAAAAUGGUAUCCACGUCGCCAUGAUCAAGAUGUGCUUAAUAAGAUUAAACACCACGAAUUCAUGUCCAAGAUUGGAUUACAACUUAGAUUUCUUGAUACUGCUUACUUUAGUGGGUUUUGUCAGCGUACAAGAGACCUUGGCCUAGUUUGUACAGUGCAUGCAAAUUGCUGUGUUGGCCUAGAAAACAAAGUUCAUGAUCUUCAGGUUUUGCUUCAUGAUUGGAGAAGAUUUAUGUCCUUGGAUCCAAUUAUGCAAUUACCAAAUUCUUCAUGGAGUGUUCCACAAGAUUGCAGAACAUCCUUCCAGCGUGGCUAUUCAAGAAAAGGAGAUUAAUAAUUCUCAAAAGGGGAAUUAUUAGAGACCAUGAUGAUGGUAAAGACACAUCUUUAGUGGCAAAGUGUAAGUCUUAAUUUGACUACAAUUAUAUUAUUGUACAUUAAUUGGUAAAUCCUUGCCCAUUGGUUGUAUUAUAAAUGAAAAGAGUUUUUUUUUUGUUUUUUUUUUUUUUUUGGGGUAUGAAAUCAUACUAUAUUUAUCAAAUAAAGGGCU